Molecule: messenger RNA, 2181 nt
Organism: Ricinus communis (castor bean)
Lineage: Eukaryota; Viridiplantae; Streptophyta; Magnoliopsida; Malpighiales; Euphorbiaceae
Product: UDP-N-acetylglucosamine transferase subunit ALG13 homolog
Exons: 3
Coding region: 1456-1992 (178 amino acids)
Biological process (GO): dolichol-linked oligosaccharide biosynthetic process
Cellular component (GO): extrinsic component of endoplasmic reticulum membrane; UDP-N-acetylglucosamine transferase complex
Molecular function (GO): hexosyltransferase activity
Source: RefSeq, a predicted model, not a curated record
UUCCUUUGAUUCAUUAAUGUUGUUUACUGUAGAUUUUUGUUCGCUGUUGUUUUUGUUUUUUGAUGUUAUUAUUUUUGGUUGUUUUGAUGGUUUAGUGUCUAGCUAUUCACUACACAAUUUUAGAAUGUGUGAUCAUAGGCAUUAAAGUAUAUUCAAUCCUGGUAUUGUUUACAUAAGCUUAGCUUUCAAAGAAUUACAAACAAAAUUAGAAUUCAUAGAAUCUCAAAUUCAUGCUCAGCUCAAAUUUUUAAGGUACAAGCUUGAGUCAGCCUUACAGUCUUACUGCUAAUCAUAAGAGUUGAUUAUUUAAGUUUUCAAGGGUUAUAGUUUGCGCAAAUAUUUUCAUUUUUUUAUGAAGACUUUUGUGCUUUAUUGUUUGUUUAAUUUUGGGUGCAUGGGAUUAUUUUGGGCCUAAGAUUGUGAUAGAAUAAACAGAAGAGAUGUUUAAGAAAUCUAAAUUGAAGAAUUUUGAUUAUGGGCUUGAUAAUAGUAACUUGUACAAAUCUGUUUUAUGAUCAAAGCUGACAAUUAUCAAUAUCAAAACUACACUUCUCUUUCUCUGCCUCCUUUACAGAUCUGUACACAAGUUUCUUGACUACCCAAAAACAAAGUCAAAAUCACCACUUUUUAUUAGAAAAAUCCACCUUUGUUAGCUUUUCUUUUUGACCGAAGCUUGGUAGCUUGUUACCCAUCUUUCUUUUUUCUCUAAGCUCGUGAAUAGCAAUGCUCCGAUGAAUGAAAGCACUUUUCCAGCAGGCAAAACCAAGAUGAAAGAGAAGAGAAGAAGUCGAAACAGAACAGCACCAUAGAGAAUCAAAGACGAAAAGGUUGGAGAGGAUCAAAAAAUGAAGGAAGAGAGGAGAGGAGAGGCGAAGGAAGAGAGAAGAGGAUAUUUAUUUGCAUUUGUUGUUACAAAUAUUUUUUUAUAUUUAAAUUAUAUUUACUUGCUUAAUAUGGAAUUUAUGUGACACGUCCUACUUUCAAGCCUCAUUCAGGAGUAAAUUGGCCAUUUUUGCCAAGUUGCUGACCUUUUAGGCUAGAAAGUUAAUUUCUGGGCUGAUUGCCCAUUGGCUCUAAGUUCAGGGAGCAAAUUGACCUUUUAGUCUAUACUUACAUAACUUAUUAAAAGGUUACAGAUUAAAAAUAAUAUAAUAUUGUCUCUGCUCAGUUCAUUUACUGAUGAGAUAACCCCUAAAAAUAAUUUAAUCUCUUUCUUUUUUAAUGCAUUUAAUGCUUAGAUAGCCCUUAUUGAUGCCCUAUUUGACCCCUACAAUAACACUAAAUCUUAUUGCAUAAGUUUGGCUAUAAAUGAUUGUGAUUGUUGAGUAAAUGCUAUCUUGAUUUCAUUGCUUCUCUCUACUGCUAGAUGAGUUGCUCUCCCUCCACGUGCAAGUGUUGAUGGAACAGGGCCUUCACAAGCAUCAGAAGAAAAGAAAAUAAAAGAAAACAGAAGUAAUGGAAGAUACUUUGGAUCAAAACAAGAAGAAAAGAAUGGUUUUUGUAACAGUAGGAACAACGUUGUUCGAUGCUCUUGUAAGAGCAGUGGAUACAGAGCAAGUUAAGCAGCAAUUGUUUAGAAAAGGAUAUACCCAUCUUCUUAUUCAAAUGGGUCGUGGAUCUUACACUCCUACCAAGACGGAAGGAGAAGAUGGUUCUCUCGCUGUUGAUUACUUCACAUUUUCAUCAAGUAUUGCCGACCAUCUAAGAUCAGCAUCUCUUGUCAUCAGUCAUGCUGGCUCAGGGAGUAUAUUUGAGACUCUGCGCCUUCAGAAACCAUUAAUUGUCGUGGUGAAUGAAGAUUUGAUGGACAAUCACCAAAGUGAACUUGCAGAAGAACUAGCAGAGAGGAAGUAUUUAUAUUGUGCUCGUCCUCAAACACUUCAUCAUAUAAUUGCAGAUAUGGAUUUGGAGUCUCUUCUUCCUUACUCUGCAGGAGAUGCAACCCCUGUUGUCAAGCUUAUAAAUAGAUUUCUAGGUUUCCCAGAUGAUUGAUGAAUCUGUAAAAUCUUGCAACUUAAGCGUGCUACUGCAUUGCCAUUCAUGAAGAGGCGGAAGACAUUAUGGGGCAUGUUGUCUCAGUACAUUUUCGGUUGAUAUUAGCACACGAGUAGUUUCUCAUGUAACAUAUUGUUGGAACUCGGAGAUAUCUCUGAUGAAUGGAAAUUAGAAUAUUUGAGAUUA